CUAAAUUUUUCUGGCUGCCGGCUGAAUGGCUGGUCGCCAUAUUGGUGGCUAUUGAUAAGUGUUUUGUUUAAAUAAUUUGUCGUGAGCGGCAGUAAGGGAGUUCUAUAAACUCCCUUAAUUCUUGUGUUUAAGCUUUAUAUUCUUAAAUUACCUCUCGGUAACUCUUAACAGUCUUAAAUAUUGUUAUUUUCUUUAUUUCGUAAUAUAAAACAUGGCUUUCUAAAAUGUCGGCCCUGUACGUAAUUUCGUCCUCUCCUUGCGGAGCAGCCCGCGAAACUUUUGUGGAUGUUGGAAGACCCCAGAAUGGACAAAAAAUCUUUAAAUCGAUCAAAUGCUCAACAGUCGAGGGCAUCCGCCAUCGACUGUAAGAAAAACUUAGAAUUGACACAUAAGCCGUUACCACGAAAUAACAAAAAACGCGAGACAUCCGCCAGUAAUCCCAAAAAUGAAAACAAUCGGAAAAACCUAUCUACACCAAGAGCUAGAGGCCAGCUGGACAAGAGACCCCGGCCUCGCGGCUCAGCUGGCAUUGCUUUGGGUGGAGCGCAGAGCACCGGGAUAGAAAAUGAUGAUGAAGCUGAGGUAGGGUCUUUAAUGUUGCCUGGAAGCAAGAAGCAAAACUUAAACCAUUUGCUGAAUUUUAUGUAUUCCCCUCGUGGAAACAAUGAAAGGCCAAAUUCACAACGAUCUUAUGAUCCUAGGAUGGCACCUGUUCAUAGACAUGUUCAAAAUCGUUCUUACCAUAAAUUUGAACAUGAUCUAUAUCUAAGAGCGUAUUGUCAAUUUGUUGUGAGGAAAGAUGUGGAUGUUAAAGAAAUGUUAAUGGACCCAGAUUUACCAAUAAAGUGGGAUAAAAUUGAAGAAAUUGUGGUGAGAAGCGCUGGUAAUUGUCAAUGUCCUAUUUGUCUUGGGCAACCAGUAGCUGGUAGAGUCGGCAAAUGUGGUCAUGUAUAUUGCUGGGCGUGUGUGCUGCACUACACUUCAACUCACGACAAACAGCCUCCACCAUGUCCUGUGUGUGCUGUUCCGCUCCAAGUUGCUGACAUGAAACCAACACGGCUCAUACAAUGGGAUGCACCUGCAGAACAGGUAACUAUGCGUCUUGUACGCCGUCUGAGAGGAUCAAGUGUUGUCGAAGUAGCGCCUCCGCGUGGCGCAAUAACUGCAAUGAAGGAAGACACAAUUCUUCCUUUAGAAGAACAACAAGCAUCGCCAUUUGCUAAAUUAUUCUCAGCAACUCAUCAACAGAUCCUUGAUAUAGCAGAAAGAGACAAACAAGAAAUUGAAGGCCAAAUUCAAGCUGAAAUAGAUACAACUGAACUUGUUUACCUUGAACAAGCAUUACAAAUGCUGAAAAUUAAGAAAGAAAUGAUUCCACAAGAAUAUGUGGAGCCAGAAGCUAUUGCGAGCCCAACUAAAGACAUUGUUGUAGAAGAAAAUACAAGUUGUGGAAUGAAAUAUGAUUGGUUUGAUGUGAAUGAUGAAGAAGGUGGUGCUUGUGCUGUAGAAUUAUCUGAAUUAGAUAUAAGCUCAAAUGAUCCUGAGCAGGUAGACGAAGAUGAAAAUAAAAUAUUUGACAUAAAUGAAAAUACACUGGAUGACUUGCCUGUACCUGAUAGCACUACAUCUGAAGAAGACAAAAAUGAUCUAAAUGAGAUUGACAAAGAGAAUCAGGCAAAAUAUUUUUAUUUCUAUCAAGCUGAUGAUGGUCAGCAAGUGUUUUUGAAUAGCCUCAAUGUGCGAAUGUUGAAUGCAUCUUGGGGUGCGUUGGUGGCAGCACCGGAGGUUAUACACGGCAGAGUACUCCACAGAGACACUAUAUCACUUGGAGAACAGACCAGAAAACACAUGCCUCACACAGCACAUCUGCCGUUACACUGUUCAAUUGAUGUGGUUGAACUUGACUUGAGGCCGCCUUAUGUGACACAAGCAGCACUUGAUCAGUUUGCAGCUGAAAUUCAACGGCGAGCGCGCAACCGGGCUAAACUAGAACGUGACGAACGACGUCGUGAGCGUGCCUAUCACCGCGCCAUGGAGGGUCCGCCUAAGCCUGACUUUUCAUCAGAGAUCCUUUUCCCGACCCCAUCACCAUUUGGAAGUCCACCAUCUCGAGAAUCUUUCAGUAUUCCUGAACAAGUACCUUCUGCUGUUGCUUUGGAAACAAGCACACCAGUUUCACCAUCAACCAGCAGUGGAUCCAGUGGUCUUUCCUUUGCUAAGAUGGCAGGAGCUAGUGGAACGUGGCGGGUUCGUAAAUCAGUUCAGCCUUCGCCGCCGCCUCCAGCCGAACAUGAGGACGAAGGUCACGCGCCUCGCUCGCUCGUACUAAGCGACGCCAUCGAGGCAGCACUCCUCGCUACAAGCCCCGUCAGUGCAACACCCAACAAGAAAAAGAAUAAGAAAACAAAACAGAAAAUUCUAUUUGCAACGGGCAUGACUCACACGUCAUAAAAUAUAUUAAAUUUAUAUAAGUAUGCAUAUUCAUUGUGUGCUCAUAAACUCGUAUUGUUUUUAUUGCGUUUUGCACAGUCUGACACGUGUUGUUAGGUUAUGUUGCAUUAUAUUUAUUAUAUUAUAGAGAUUUAUUAUAUUAUUAUCAUGAACAAUGUCUUGAUUGAUUUCACUUUCAUACCAAAUUUUGGGUUUGUUAUUGGUGUAAGAAGUUGGUAGUUAUUAGAAUACUUAUCAUUAAAAAAAAAAUUGCUUGUGGUUCUUUGACAGUAAAUAAAACACUAUAAAAGUGA
Messenger RNA from Leptidea sinapis, 2744 nucleotides. Its product is annotated as RING finger protein 10. Gene Ontology annotation, biological process: positive regulation of transcription by RNA polymerase II. The transcript is spliced from 11 exons. Gene Ontology annotation, molecular function: metal ion binding; transcription cis-regulatory region binding. The coding region runs from base 286 to 2451 and encodes 721 amino acids. NCBI's taxonomy places the organism in Eukaryota, Metazoa, Arthropoda, Insecta, Lepidoptera, Pieridae. The record is from RefSeq and is a predicted model, not a curated record.